AUGCCUGGCCUAACCAAAAUGACAUCGACAGCGAGCGAAUCUUUUCUGAUGAAUGUCCGAGAAGAGGCGAACUGUAUUCUUGCGGAGAUCGUAAGGUUGGCUGGAUUCGUUCCACCGGAUUUCUUAGAUCCGUCAUCUUCAAAAUAUAAGCUGUUAAUUCUUGACUUCAACUACUUCACUCGAACAGCCCACUACGAAAAGAUUAUCGAGGAGAACGAGGAGUUACAAGACAGUUUCUACAGUGCCAAUGGUGACCUAAUCACUCGAUUUUCUGCGCUUUUUCAAGCACUUGCCAACUUUUUGUGUAGCUUAAAAGAUCGACUGAAGCUCAGUGAAUCUUUCGUUGAAAAGUGUCUUUCUUGUUGUGAAACUAUACACAGAGAGGGAACGAAUGACUUUGGGAAGUUGUAUGUGGAUAGAAGUACGCUGAUCAAAUGGAUUUUUAUUUGCCUCGUUUUCAAACCUUCUACACUUAAGAAUGACGCCAUAAAAAUGCGUCAGAUUGUGGAAGAUUUCUUUCGUGACGAAUGGGUGAUACAGUUAGGUCUUGGUUUGAAUGUAAAUUUACUGGAUUACUGGCAGUCAUAUCGAGCUGCGCUGACGGCGCUCACUAAUCAAGUGGAUCUAAACAAGGCAAAGAGCAUGGCUUCGUAUCACUACAAUGCCCUGAGCAAACUGAGCAUCCCUCAAGGUAAAAUCUCACCCAAUAAUUUUGACGCACAUAUUCGUCUGAUUUCGCAGUAUAACUCGUCUCUAAGAUGGUUAAUUCUUCACAUGUCGAAAUUGCAUGAUUGGUUUCUGCUAAUGAAGAAAACCCUGGAAGAAUUGGACCUUGAAGACAAAAAGAAUGGUGAAUCUGUCAUUCAAGCAAAGAGAAGAAUUGCUCAGGUUGACGAGAUGUACGAUUUGAGUGGAAACCUCGCUUUGGCACAGCACUUGCAAAAGUUGGGAACACAACUGGACUGCCUCUCUGCACUGUACAACGUUCGUGAAGAAGAUGAACGCCAAGCACAGCAUGAUUGGACGCCUCGUAUACAACGUAGAAUACUGGAGUCCUCCAAUGUCAACGUUGUCCGAGCACUUUUCUUCAAACUUUCGAUUUCGAUUUCAACUAUGUGUGAACGAUUCGAAAACAAAGAAAAGAAGAAUCUGAUUGGUCGCGCGUACUCGUACCACCUGGAACGACGGUUACGUGCUAUACUUCAGACCAUCCCAAACAAGUUGUUUUCGGUUCUGAAGAACACCCUUUGCCCAGCUUUGCAACGCCAGUGGGAACCAGUUUUGGAUAAAAGCGCUGCAAGGGAGAUGGCUGAUUUUGAUGACAAUUUUCGUCUUGCGGAAUCAACAUACACAAUCUCUAAUCUCAGUCUUGGUGUUUCCAAAAUGGCACUCAAGAAAGUGGGCAUGAUUAGCAUCAACCCGAAGGAGCUCCUAGAAGAAGGAAUUCGCCGCGAGCUCGCUUUGGAACUUCCUUCGCUACUGACUAUGCUGGAUAAGAAUUCCUCUCUUGAAGACGUCCUCAAGAUUCUUUCGCUAAAUCUCCAUCCAUUUCAUCGUGGAUUCAUUUAUAUGUGCGAGCAUGUUGACAUCAAUGGACAUGACAUGUGGCGGGAGGAGGUUGAUGCAAUCCUCCGAGGAACGGCUAAGGAUUUGAUGGAGAGAGGAUUGGCACCCGCAAUUGGACAGCACCUUCUCCUUCUGAUAAUGUUGUGUCAGUCGAAAAAGCAGCAUUGCCAACUCUACGCGGCGCCUUUGUUCUCAGUUCUUUCCGCGUGCGACAGGUAUCUGGUUUCGUCUCCGGACGCAGUUCCGACCGACGUGGCUCCACUGGUUAACUUACUGCGAGACUGUGGGCUGUGCACUCCAGCGUUGACACUGUAUAAGACAAGAAUGACGGUGCCGUCCAAUGCAGUUGUAUAUUUGCUGCUGGCUUUGUUCGUCACCAUGCACAAACUGAAUGGUACUCGGAAAGAUGCAAUCUGUGAACGAGCCUUCAUAGCGGGGCUAUUCUGCAUCCUUCAUCAGAUUAACGGUGUGGAGGACUUUGUGAAGACUGCGGAGAUCUUCGCAGACUCUCUUGUUUCUGCAAAGGGCACCAAUGACAAGCAGCUGCUCCUCUCGUACACCAACAGUGUAGCUACUUUUUCAUAA
Ostertagia ostertagi is the source of this 2151-nucleotide messenger RNA. The record is from the annotation of a GenBank genome assembly. NCBI's taxonomy places the organism in Eukaryota, Metazoa, Nematoda, Chromadorea, Rhabditida, Trichostrongylidae.